This is a messenger RNA of Oreochromis aureus, 5521 nucleotides long. RefSeq names its product diacylglycerol kinase, epsilon (gene dgke). The record is from RefSeq and is a predicted model, not a curated record. The transcript is spliced from 11 exons. Lineage: Eukaryota; Metazoa; Chordata; Actinopteri; Cichliformes; Cichlidae. Gene Ontology annotation, molecular function: ATP-dependent diacylglycerol kinase activity. The coding region runs from base 228 to 1958 and encodes 576 amino acids.
GCUGAUGUUCUAUCAGGAGGUGACUCGUGGUUUUAACGUCAUAUCUCUGUCCUCUUGUUUACAGCUCCCUAUACGUGAAAAUAUAUUUUAGCUGGAUUCAGAACGAGCUUCCGGCUGGUGUUUGUGAUCAUGAGCGUCGCGUGGAGCUGUGGAGCGUGUCCGGUCUCCUUUAGGUGCCGUUUAUCUGCCUUCUACUGAUUUCCGCUCCGUCUCACGGUCCCGCAGCGAUGUGCGGAGAGGGUGAAGAGGCGCAGGACGACUGCGGCUCCCGGGAGGAGUGGACGCUGCUGUUCUGGACAUCCGUGGCCGUCGUGGUCCCGGUCAUCAUCACGCUGUGGUGCAGCGCACAACGCUCCAAGAGGAAAACUCACAUGAAGGAUUUCUUUCGCAAGAGCAAGCACGGCUGGCACUACACCGACCUGUUCAACAAGCCCACCUACUGCUGCGUGUGCUCCCAGCACAUCCUGCAAGGCGCUUUCUGCGACUGCUGCGGCGUGUGCGCCGACGAGCAGUGCCUGCGCAGGGCCGACCGCAGCCUGCCCUGCAAGGAGAUCAUGGCCCCCUCCAGCCCCGAAGGAGCCAUGGAGCAUCGCUGGGUUCGCGGAAAUGUACCUCUGGCCAGUUACUGUGCCGUAUGCAAGCAGCAGUGUGGGACCCAGCCGAAGCUCUGCGACUUCAGGUGUGUGUGGUGCCAGACCACAGUGCACGAUGACUGCAUGGAGAGCUUGACGGAUGGAGACGUGUGCGACUUGGGCGAGUUCCACAGCCUCAUCAUCCCCCCUCACUACCUCUACCGUGUCAACAAGCUGCGCCGCAGGCACCCCGACGAGUACAGCAAGCUCGGCUCUUCCUGUGGCAGCGGCUGGACUCCAGUGUUGGUCUUGGCUAACACGCGUAGUGGGAACAACAUGGGGGAGGUGCUGCUGGGGGAGUUUCGCACCCUCCUCAACCCGGUGCAGGUGUUUGACUUAUCUCAGCUGACUCCUUCCAAAGCCCUCCAGCUGUGCACCCUCCUUCCCCCUGGCAGUGUCCAGGUGCUGGUGUGUGGAGGUGACGGCACAGUGGGAUGGGUGCUCGAUGCCAUUGAUGCUAUGAAGCUAAAGGGCCAGGACCAGUUCAUCCCCAGGGUGACCAUCCUGCCUCUGGGGACGGGAAAUGACCUCUCUAACACUUUAGGCUGGGGAGCUGGCUAUGCUGGAGAGAUCCCAGUGGAGCAGGUUCUCCGUAACAUUCUUGAUGCUGAAGUGGUGAAAAUGGACAGAUGGAAAGUCCAGGUGGCAUCAAAAGGCGUCUACUUUCGCAAACCAAAGGUUCUGUCCAUGAACAACUACUUCUCUGUGGGGCCCGACGCUCUGAUGGCGCUCAGUUUCCAUGCACACCGUGAGAAAACGCCCUCCUUCUUCUCCAGCCGCAUCAUCAACAAGGCUGUCUACUUCUUGUAUGGCACCAGAGAUUGUUUAGUGCAGGAAUGUAAAGAUCUGGAUAAGAGGAUCGAGCUGGAAUUGGAUGGGGAAAGGGUGGAGCUUCCCAGUUUGGAGGGCAUCAUAGUCUGUAACAUCGGCUACUGGGGUGGAGGCUGCAGGCUGUGGGAGGGUAUGGGAGAUGAACCGUGCCCCCCUACCCGGCUGGAUGAUGGCCUGUUGGAGGUGGUGGGUGUGUUUGGCUCCUUCCACUGUGCGCAGAUCCAGGUCAAGCUGGCCAACCCUGUACGGCUGGGACAGGCUCACACUGUCAGACUGGUUCUGAAGAGCUCCACCAUGCCCAUGCAGGUGGAUGGAGAGCCGUGGGCGCAGGGCCCCUGCACCAUCACCAUCACCCAUAAGACCCAGGCCCUGAUGCUGUACCACAGCGCAGAGCAGACGGACGAUGAUGACGAUGAAACCAGCGCCUCUGAGACGGAGAGCCCAACUCCUCACGACUCACCCAGGGCGCCGGGGCCGGCGUCUGCUCGAGCGUGACCCGCCACAAACAUCGUGUGACGUGAAGCUCUUGUUAUCCUCGUUACUUAUUUCUGCCGAGUUUGCAUUAUUCCCUCCUUUGCAUUAGUCUUCCUCCUCUGAGGUCUUUGUAGUCACAUCGUGAUGAUUAGAACAGACGUUUUAAUUUAGAAUCUUUUCAGAGAGCUCACAGACGGGGAAAGAUCAGUUUGUUACUGAGCUGGCGUGAAUUGUUUCUUCGGUGUUUUAUCUACACACUCCCCUUCUAACUCAGAGCUCAAGCAGUGUCUCCCCCGAGAGAUUGCUCUUUAAUUGCACUGAUCCUCCGUGCCAUAGAUAACCUAUAGACAACAAUACUGUAUUUAUUACUCUGUAUUUACGAUUGAAUUCUCCGUGCUGCCCUGCAGGUAUCAGUGAGCCAUUCUAACAGGUUGCCCAGGUUUAAUCGACCCCUAAAAGCCAUGUUUAAAUCAACAGCAGGUGAUGACGUUGUGUUUGUUGAGAGAACAGCAGGUUGCGCUGUCUGGUUGAUGCUUUAUUUCCCACAAAUUUUGUAUUCCACAAAAAGCACAAAAAGUGAAAGACUUGCUUUGAGGCUCGGUGUGCCGGCAGGCCCCAGUGGCUCAUGUGUCAAAUGUGUUAUCAUCUUUGAGGAUCCUCAUCGUCACACUGCUGGCAGGUUUUUAGUCACACAGGCUUUGAAAUGUGUGGUCUCGAUGGGGCAUGGACUCUGAUAAAACCGCAGCGUGUUGUCAAUCAGCAGACAUCAGUGUUUACGUUAGAGUGCACUGCCGUUUGCCAAACUGUUAAAUUACACUAAGUUAAAGUGUAUAAACUAUGUUUAACACUCCUGUAUGAGCUACAGGAAACAGCCAGAGUUGCUGAGGCUUGUUUGGAAAGUACUGCCAAGUAGACGUAGUUAGUGGGUCCAUUUUGCCUUCAUUUUGAACCAUUGUUUUUCCUCUGUUUCGCUCCUGUUUACAUAUUUUGUGUUGCACUUUUUUGGCGUUUACACUGAUAAGUACCUUACACUGCCCAGGAUGUUGACCUUUGAUGUUACUGCCGUCGUAAUAACUGCUGUUGAGAUUAUGCUCCCAAAAGUCACCACAAGGUGGCCCACAGUAUUUCUGUAGACAGGACAAUAGAGUGGUCUUCAUAUAUAUUAGGAUCAUCACAUGCAUGUACGUGUCCGUGUAAAGUUCAGGUGAAAUACUAAUUCCUGUUUAUUCUGUACUCAGCAGAAUUUGUGCAGGAGGACUUUUGUGUUUCUGUGUUUUGCCGUUUGAGGUGGUCCGCUGCUCGGAGCCACAUCAGGAAAGUCUGUAGCGUGUUAGUUUGUGCUUUGUUUUGAACCUGGAGCUGCCCUGCUGCUCCGAAGGCUGAACAGGGAUACGAGUCUUGCCGCGCGAUGCCUACUGCUUUCGAAAUAUGCACCUCCCUGGCAGUUAACCAAACCGCAUGGUUUCAUCACCCUCUAUUUGUUUGGCGAACGUUGUCGCUCAAGGACACCUGCUUGAACUUUUACCUUGUCAUCCAUGCUUACCAGAGCUGUCUGUGUUGCACUGAAUUCUGUUUAAAUGUGACAGGGUUUUAAAGCCACUAGGUCCUUAGCCACGCCAGCAUCAUGCUUCUAGUAUAUUUAUAGAGAAAACACCCUGAUUUCUGUAGGAGUCACUACAGUUUUGUAGAGAAAGCCAUCUCCAAAGAAUGAAUCCUAAUGUUUGGUUUAUUUAGAGCACUUCAGAUCAUGAUGUGAUACUCAAAACAGAAAAACUAAAUUUCUGUCUCAGGCUCAGCUACAGUUUUAGCAUGAUGCUAAUUCUAUAUAUGCUUUGGUAUAUAGAGAAUUAGCGUAAUUAACAUGGCAGGAACAACAUGCCAACAUCCUUGCUUGGAGCUGAAUACAGCUGCAGUGGGUGUCAUGGCUGCAUCACAUACACAUAUUUUCAAAUAAAAUUUAAUAAUAUGAAACUUGAAUUAGACUGCUGAUUCCACCAGCUUUUAUGCACCUGUAGCUGAAUCUUACCAAACGUAUAAAAUAUGGACGUUGGUUCUGUCAUGUCACCUAAAUUUUUGCAUUUUGACUUUUUGGUUAUUUUGAGCCAGAAGUCACCAUAUUUGUAUGACAGAAUGGCACAUUUUUAGCUUGAUUACCAAGUUAUGUGUGUAAAGACUGUUACAUUUAAUCAUUAAUUAUUAUUAUUAUCAUUCUUUUGCUCUCUUCCACAGCAGUUAUUUUACCUGUCUUUCCCCCCGUACACCUAGCUGGUCGCUGCAGGUUUCUUCCUGUUAAAAGGGAGUUUUUCCUUCCCACUGUUGUCAAGUGCUUGCUCAUAGGGGGUCGACUCAGUUUUCUCUGUACACUGUAGGGUCUUUACUGUUGAAUAUAUAGUGCUUUGCUUUGAAGCGACCGCUAUCUAGAUUUGGUUCUACAUAAAUAAAACUGAAUUAAAUUAUUAAUUAAAUAUGAGUGCAAUAUGCAAAGAACAGCCCUUAUUAUGACAUGCUUUUUUUUUUUUUUUAAAAUUUACAGUUAUUUGUUUACAAAUUUAAAACAUAUAAUUAAGUUAUAAAAAGUUAAGCACAACCUUCUUGGAUGGACUGUAGCAGCAAGCCAAGUUAUAUGUAAGAUAACUGCAGUGAAAAGAUUACAUGCUCAGUGUAACUACAUUUUCCAUCGCAUUAAUCCGAUUAUCUGAGGUGGUGGUCUGGAGGUCUGUGUUGACAUCCACCUGUUGCAGCUCUAACAAAGCAAACUAUAAGCCUUAAUAAAAUUCACCCGCUGCACAGCUGUUAUGAAACCCUCCACGGAGGCAAUACCGUUUUUUCUAUCAAGCUGUGAACGUGUUUACUUCUGCGGUAAAGCUGGACACUCGAACACGGCACUCUCGUUUGAAUAGAGCCUCAAGUGGUCAUUCAAGGACCUGCAGCUUUUGGCACUUGGUCGCAUGUAUCCGUAAUAACAAUCACUCCCUGUGAUGCUAGCGUGGCUAAUGAACUUGUUUGGGAGGUAUGACUGUGACAUUAAUGGUUGUUUUGAAUUCUGCCAAGUCAUAGCUUAUAGUUUAUUAUUUAUGAAGACACAGAACAGUAUUUAUUUAGAGUCUAAGGCAAAUUGAGUGAAGCUGUGCAGCUGUCCCUCACUGGGAUUAGAUUACUAGAGCUCUGCUUUUGCAUUUGAAAUUCAGUUGAUACAUUUCACUGUGUUGUGUGUACAAAAAUGCUGUUCAUAUUACUUCGUUAUUGCAUAUUUGAAUAUACCUAAUUCUUUUUGACAUCGGUAAAAUUAUAAUAAUUAUAAAGACUGAGAGACAUCUGCAGAAAACACAAAAAUCACAUACAUUUUUAUUACAAGAUGACUCCAGUAGAAAAACUUAAAUGUCCUCUGCUAAACACAGAAACGCCAUCUGGGGGGAAAAAGCUUUUAUCAAACAAUCAUGUCAAACAAAGUUGUUUACAAAAAGAAUAGUAGCGAGGGUUCGAUGGGUUACUACAGGUGAGAGAAACUCAUUUUGAUUGAAAUGAAUGUAAUGAAGCGAUCUUUUGAAUUUGAUGACAUUCCCAUAAAUAUUUUCAUAUAUAAA